AUGGGUAGUUUAGGCGUGCAUAGGGGACAAACAUACAUUCGCGUUCUCUCUUUUAUAUGUAGAGAUAUAGCCGAUUUCCUCCCCAAGGAUGUCAAAUAUUUAAUAUAUGCCGAUGACCUCAAAGUUUGGUGUCCAAUCAUGGACCGUACCUCUUGCGCUGUCCUACAGAAUGCUAUUGAUGGAGUCGACAAACUGAAUGACAUGUCCCUCUCCCCGCACAAAACCGUUGUGUUGCAGUCGGGACGAGUCCGGUCCGAUUACUUCCUUAACGGUGUGCCGUUACCCAUUUCCGAGGAAACCCGUGAUCUGGGAGUGGCAAUUAACACGGCCCUUGAUUUCAAGCACCACAUAUCCAACGUGGCCAAAUCUGCUUUUCUGCUCAUAAAUUGUAUAUUCCGAAGCAUCAUCACCAAAAGACCUGAACUAUAUCUUGGGUUGUACAAUUCCCUAGUCAUGCCGAAGUUCCUCUACUGCUCGCCCCUUUGGAACCCGUCUCAACGACAGCACAUCGAUCUUUUAGGUCGGGUGCAGAAUCGUUUCCUGCGCAGACUACGGUAUCGAUGCAAUUUACAGCGGAAUGAUGUCACUCUUCCCGAUCUCAAGACCCUUCUCGAUAAGAACGAUGAUAGCAUGCUCAGGACACUCUUCCGUGCCUCCCUUCUAGAGGAUAUGUUUACCAUUACCGGAAACAGACUCCGUAGUAAGUUCUCGAUUAGACCCAAAACUGUUGCCCGAAGUAAACGUAUCCAAAAUCUGUUUCCAUGGAGAAUGGCCGAUAAGCUACGCGCCGAGGGUUUCCCCCUGUAUUUACAAUUAUUGUCUUCACUGCCCCCUUCUAGUCAAUAA
Molecule: messenger RNA, 846 nt
Organism: Galendromus occidentalis (western predatory mite)
Lineage: Eukaryota; Metazoa; Arthropoda; Arachnida; Mesostigmata; Phytoseiidae
Exons: 1
Coding region: 1-846 (281 amino acids)
Source: RefSeq, a predicted model, not a curated record